CAUUCAUUAGAUUUGACGGGAGGGAUUCCAAAUUCCAAUUCCAUUCACCACACCACACUGACACUCUCUCUUCUCUUGUCUUUUCUUCCACCGCUCCGAAAUCCUCUUCUCCUACCCUUUUGGCCUUUUCCUCUCCUCCUUCAACAUUCCACUUACAAGAGUAUGUAUGUUUUCUUUCUCAUGAAUCUUCCUCUGUAGCCGCCCACUUGUCCUAUUAUCAUAUCAACACAUGCAUUUACAUUUACUUCUGCAACACUCUUCCUCUCUCAUCACUCAUCACUCAUGACAUGUCCACACCCUCAGCCUCACCCAACCUUUUUCUUUAAACCACUUACCAAAACCACCUUAUUAACUCCUGUUAAGACUAGAUGGGUAAAGCACCUUGCUGUGAGAAACAUGGAGUCAGAAGGGGAGCUUGGACCCCUGAAGAAGACCAAGCUUUGGUUCACUACAUCAACAAACAUGGCCAUGGAAGUUGGCGUACUCUCCCCAAGCAUGCAGGUCUUCUACGAUGUGGGAAAAGUUGUCGGCUUCGGUGGAUAAACUAUCUUCGCCCUGGCAUCAAGCGUGGCCCAUUUACUAAUGAAGAAGAAAGUACAAUUGUUCAACUUCAUGGCAUGCUUGGCAACAGGUGGGCUGCUAUAGCAUCCCAACUACCUGGAAGAACAGACAAUGAGAUUAAGAAUUAUUGGAACACCCAUUUAAAGAAGCGCCUCGUUGGACCAUCUCAUUCCCUAAGAGCAAAGCAACCAUGUGUCAUUCCUGAUUUAACGAUUAUCAAGUCCGAAUCUCCUUCAACGCGUCACAUGGUACAAUGGGAAAGUGUGAGAGUUGAGGCAGAGGCAAGGUUGUCAAUGGAAUCCUUGUUGAUUAAUUCAUGGCCAACGACUAAAACAUGCUCUGAUCACUUUCUUCAACUUUGGCAUUCUGAGGUUGGACAGUCAUUUCGCAUGCUCAAGGGAAAGGAAGGAGUACUGUGUCAAAGUUGUGUUUCACAACCAUCAUCCUCAUCAAAAUUGGAGUCUUGUUCAGAUGAGUCAUUGCAGGUGAAAAACACUGGAACCAGUAGUUGCAAUCCAAAUCUUGAGGAUGUGAACAUAAUUCAUGAACAAACAAGUAGCUACAAACCAAAGCUUGAUGAUGACACAGCAGGGUCAGAGUCUGGCAAUUAUGAAUUUCUUGAUAUUUCUGAUUCUUCACUAAAGCACCUACUAGAUAUGCAUGAUAGUGAUAUAGGAUUCUUGGGACAGAAUGGCAAUUUCCUAAAUCUCCUCGAUGGUACAUAUGACUAAGAUAGUCCUCUUUCAUAUUUCUUCAGAGAAAGGCAACCAAUACUUUGAACUGAUGGGAAAUUUUUCUUUGCCUUUUUAUGAUUUCUUCAUUUUUGUAAAUGCACUCACCAUGUAGCUGGCUUUCAAUAGUUGGUCUAGAGUGGGAAAAAUGGUAGAUAUAUUGAUAGUUGCUAGAGUUUAAGUUUAUCUUCCACUCGAUGACAGUAGCUAAAAGUUAAAAUAUUAAUGGAUUCAGAAUUAAUGAUAUUGUUCUUGUCCUUCAA
Cajanus cajan (pigeon pea) is the source of this 1555-nucleotide messenger RNA. RefSeq names its product transcription factor MYB17. Lineage: Eukaryota; Viridiplantae; Streptophyta; Magnoliopsida; Fabales; Fabaceae. The record is from RefSeq and is a predicted model, not a curated record.